AAGGAAGAUCAAGAGUGAACCGGCGUCCUAAAGAAUCCGACCUGUGCGCUUCUUACCCUCAAAUCUCUUCGUCGUUUUCUCUACAGCCGCAGCCAUAUCAACAAUGGUACGAAAUCAGGCCCUCAUUUUCAAGAGUCCUCCGCUCGAAACACCUGUCGAGGGCGAACAUUUCGCUGUUGAGACUGGCGAGUUCGACUUGGAGACAGCCCCACCGCAAGGCUGUAUCACGGUCAAAACUUACUAUGCCUCCUUUGAUCCUUAUCAACGUGGUCUGAUGCGAGAUCCGGAUAGCCAGACCUGGGCUAUUCCUUUUGUCAGAGGCAAGCCUUUCAUCAAUGGAGCAGUCGCAAAGGUGCUCAAAUCGAACAACCCAGGUUUCAAGCCUGGGGAUGUUGUAUGGGGAAUGCUCGCAACCUCGGAGUACAGUGUAGUCCCCGAGUCCCAUAUGCCUACGGUACGACCUUUGUUUAAUCCUGCUGGCCUUGACUGGAAAUACUUUACUGGUAUUCUUGGAACUGCCGGUAUGAGCGCGUGGGUGUCUCUUUAUGAGUAUGGGAAACCAAAAAAGGGCGAGACCCUCUGGGUUUCUGCCGCUAGCGGUGCUGUAGGCACUUUGGUUGGUCAGCUCGCUCUUCUGGAAGGUCUGAAAGUGGUCGGAAGCGUAGGAUCCCAGGAGAAGCUCGAAUACAUCCAGAAGUUGGGCUUUGUCGGUUUCAACUACAAGGAAACUAGUCCUGCGGUAGCAUUGAAAGAACUCGCACCUGAGGGUAUCGAUAUCUACAUUGAUAACGUUGGAGGAGAACACUUAGAGAUCGCUAUCGAUAACAUGAAAGAUUUUGGCCGAAUUGUCAGCUGUGGAGCAAUCUCUCAGUACAACUUGGAACCACAGAAUCGCUAUGGUGUUCGAAAUCUCAUGGAAUUCAUGCUCAAGAGGCUGACAAUGAGCGGUUUCAUCGUCUCAGACCCUCAUCUCUUGCAGAAACAUGCGGAGCAGUUUGGACAAACUAUGUAUGGAUAUCUGCUCCAGAAGACAGUGGCGCCGCCGAAACAUGACGUGACGAUAGGCAUAGAGAAUGCGCCAAAGGGCUUCCUAGCGAUGUUCUCUGGAGCUAAUUCGGGCAAAUCACUUCUUCAAUUCGACGAACUAUCGACUGGUGGCGCACAGUGAUUGAUCUGCAAAGUUCCUGAGACUCUGCUUGUGAAGUAGAAAGAUGGUUCGAGCGAUUGAUGUUAACCUAAAGAAGCUUACGUAUUGAACAAUGACUACGUUUGGAAAGCAAAGUGCAAUUUCAAGUAUCUUCCAUGUCCUGUAACCCAAAGAUUCGCCGCGAACCGGUAUUUAGUGUCGGG
Molecule: messenger RNA, 1350 nt
Organism: Pseudovirgaria hyperparasitica
Lineage: Eukaryota; Fungi; Ascomycota; Dothideomycetes; Acrospermales; Acrospermaceae
Product: putative zinc-type alcohol dehydrogenase-like protein PB24D3.08c
Exons: 2
Coding region: 104-1168 (354 amino acids)
Molecular function (GO): oxidoreductase activity, acting on the CH-CH group of donors, NAD or NADP as acceptor
Source: RefSeq, a predicted model, not a curated record